UGGAUUCCUUCGGUGUGUCGGGAACAAAAUCAGGUGGUGAAAUAAAUCACCAACCAACUCGCCAGCUUUUUGUUGGGCUCGACGAAGAACACGCAUUGACAGUGACAGUGAAAUUCCACGGCUUGCAGCCCCGUGUGGUGUACGAAACGAAUCGAGCCUUUCGCUUUCGUGGCAAGGUUUUCGAUUUCACUCUCGUAGGAGGCUCGCUGUGCAAGGUUCCCGUGCCGCGCAGGAGACAUACGGCCUUUUUCCACGGGCGAAAGAGAAAUCCGGUCCCAAUUUUCAUAGCACACCCGCGUUCGAAGGUUGGCCGUGCGCUUUCGGUGACGUUGCACCGUUCUGGUGACUUUUGUUUUCUGCGGCUCGUUUCGUUUUUCGGGAAGAAAGUGCAUCAUCCGUGCAGCGAAAGCCCGGUAGAUCGUAGGCAAAGCAGGCACGUGUAUUGGUUAAGCGUCUUGCAAAGAAAGCUUUUCUAGAGUGAGAGAGAGAUUGGAAACUCGCGCGGGUGAUUUGUGUUCGUGCAAGAUCUGUGUGUUGGUGCUUGAAAACUAGCAGCGUUUCCGUCUUGAAAAAGGUGAAAGAAAUUGCUUCGGAGCUGUGUGCCUCGCUUGCCAGUUCGCCGCGUUGCACGUGCUUUCUUCCAGCUGUCCGGACGAGCGAGCGAAAGAGAAUUUCGAACGAAGACUGUGCCCACAGCGGAAGUCUUUGACCAAGUUUGACUAUUGUUUGAAGAUUGUGCUUGUGUUGUGUGCGUUUCUGUUUGUGUUGGCCGUUAGGCUUCACACAGUUUUCCCGUUGCCCCAACCAACCUGCUGCAGGAAAGCAGUGCGAGCACACCGGACGUGUUUAGUUACUCGAGAGACUUAACCGAGUGUCAUUGGGCAUUGCGAGAAGAUUUUGCGAUAAGAUCAAGGACCGCUUCUGGUGCUGCUUGAACGAAUCUACAAGGUACGUGUACGUGGGGGAUAACACGUCUCGAACGGUUCAUCCGACUAAUUUGAUCCAAUAAAGCACGUGGAGCCAGUGUGGAUCAGAAAAGGCAGUCGCUACAAAGCGGUUAUUUCAUAUUCAGGACAAGAUUGUUGGAGGAAAUAAAUCUUAAUCGGUUGAGCUAAUCGCUGGAGAGCAUACAUUUUCGCGGAACCUCUCUACAACCAUCUUUAGCUUGAUUGCACAAAUAAUGCAAAUACCAGAUUCUUAACUUCCAGUGCACGAAUCACACAUCUUUAAGGAUUCUUACCUUUACUAAACUGUACAAGCGGAAAACAAAAAAGGCUUCCGGCUACAUCAAAGAACAUCCACAAUGGGAAUCUUACCUAAAUUGCUGCUACUGUGCGUUUGCUUAGCAAAAGCACACGGUGCCGUUUAUUCACCCGGAGGUGGUGGCGUUUAUGGAGCAGAACCGUCGCCGAAGGAUGCCGGUGGGGAUCCAGUGUUUGCUGUACUGCCGAGCCAGGACGUCAAUCCGGACUACUAUACGACCCAGACGGUGUAUGGAUUUCUCGAUUUUACCACCACCAUCGGCAACACGGUGAUGAUCUUUUCACCACAAAGUGCCGCACCGGUUGUGACAGAACCACCCAAAACGACGGCUCCACCACCAACGAUCAUCGAAACGACUCCCACCACCACCACUACCACGGAGGAAGUGGUCAGGGAGAUUAAGCCGAGCAAAACGGUCGUGCUGCCGGUACAGCCCAAAGAGAAGGUUAGCAUCGUGCAGGUACUGCCGGAAACUCCGAAACCUCCAACGACGAAACCGAUUGGCCCACUGAAGUUCGUCCCGAAAGCCGUACCAAAGGUUGCCAUCAAACCGAUCUUGAAGCCAAAGCCGAAAAUCGUCGAAGUGGCUCCGGUCAAGGCAGAACAACCCGCACCACAGCAGGAACAAUCUCAGCCGGAUCGAUUCAUCGUCAAGCCAGUUCCGAAGUCGGUUAUCAUUAAGCCGGUGGCACCGGUUGUGAAGGUGGUCGCAACGAAGGUUGAACCAACGACAACGACGACCGAGUCGGCUCCGGAAAUUGAAUCAGAGGAAGAACAGGAGGAAGAGGAGUUUGAGCAGGAACAGGAACCGCAGGAGCUGGUCGAGGAAGAACACCAGGAGGAGCAAGACGUGGAAGAGGGAGAGGAAGAAGAAGGAGAAGAGGAAAGUGUCGAGCCAAAGGAACAGCAGCAGCACGAAGUCAACCCGAUCGAGCAGAAAGUAGAAAAUGUUGAAACGGUUGAACCGGUUCAGGAGCCAGAAAAACCGAAGAUGCAUGUUGUGGAAGCUGUCAAACCGGUGACUCCAGCGACUACUACCACGACGACCGAGGAACCAGUGGCAGUGGUGGCACCGUCCGAGGAUCAGCACGAAGAACACUCGCCGAUAAUGUUCUCCAACAUUUCGGAAGAUGAAGUGAAACCUGUUGCUGAGGUGAAGGAGAGCCAAAGCGCUACUGCCGUGGCUGGAGCUGCCGAACAGCAGCAGAACGACGAAGAGCCAUCCAACGCAGAAGAGGACGACAACGACGACGACGACGACGAGGAAGAGGAAGAUGAUGAGCCGGUACCAGUGCUGCAGAUAGGCAACAACAUCGGCGAGCCCGAGUACGACUUUCUUUCGCGCCAACCGUCCGAGUUUGUGGAGGAAACGUUCCGCGUCGUGAAUCUGCGACCGACGGCAGCUGCGUCACAGCCGGCAGCCGCCACCGCCCAAGCAACGGCACCGCGCGAGAAGGCGGCCAAACCGAAGCGAGGUAAUAAGGGCCGAACCCACCCGACCGGCCUGGUGACGACGCUCGGUGGCACCGUGGUUAAGGAGGGCGUUACCACCGUCCACGAGACCAGCGUGAUCGGCACCUACAUUUCAGGAAAGUAUGCGCAGGUCCUACAAAGCACAUCUCAUGUCAUUCAAGGUAACCAAGGGGGAGCGGCAGCGAACGGCAACGGUGCAGCAGGGGCCGCCAGCGAUGGCCGCCGGCCCAAGCUGAACCCGAGCUCGACGCUACGCAUCCUGAAGACGGCGGCACCGGCACUCAACAAGACGCCACGGUACAGCCCGGAGGCGGCCUCGAUCAUUACGCCGUCGCCCGCCACGCACGCGCUCGAGGAUACCGGGCUGCCGCUGGAGAACCUGUUCGCCAGCCAGCCCAGUUCGAGCCUGGUGCGACCAUCCCGCCGGCUGCCCGGUGGCGCUAGCGGUAACUUCAAGAACCGUCUGAAGAACCGCAUCAGCAAGGACGAGAACGAACUGCAGGAGCAGGAGCGAGCUGCUGACAGCGAGCUCGUCACGCCCCAGUCCACCGUUACGCCACAGCCCACCUACGGCAAGAAGCCGGCCAACCGGUACCGCAACACGCAAAUCGUUAAGCCCGUCGGCAAGAAUACAAGAUAUAACCGUUAUUCUACAUCUAGCGUGGAGGUGGCCACGGUAUCCGUUUAUAGUGAGCCGGCCCCGACGCCCGGCUCGGGCUAUCAGAACCGGCGCAAUAAGUCCUCACGUAACGGUUUCAAACCAACAUCAUCCCACAGCGUGUCGACCGUACAGCAGCAGCAGCAGCAGCAACCGGACGCGGCGACCAGACGAUCGUUCAAACCGAAACCGCAGCCGUCCGCACCGCUGGACCAGGAACCGGGCCAGACCACCAGCCUGUACAAGUUUAAGCUGAACCGGUCGCCGGGCCGCUGGCAGUACAAGUCGCCCGCCAAGCCGACGGUCGCGAUCCGGAAGCAGAGCGCGGUCAAGCCCAAGGAUCAGGUACUGGAAAAUCUCACGACCGCACCGAUUUCCGACACAUCCGUACAGUCUAAUGAUAUUGCGCAGUCGCCCGAACACGCGGAAAAGGUGGACACGGACGCGGACCUGGACCAGUCCGGCUCGGUGCAUGGGAAUGUGCUGAACGACGCGGAGAGCGAUAACCAGAUCGAGCGCCGGUACCCGAUCGAGACGCUGAAGGUGGAGAUAUCGACGCCGGCCGACUUCCGGGACACGUACUACGAGAUCGCAACGAUCAAGUCACCCUACACCUUCCAGGUGGGAACGGUGAAGAACACACGCUACAUCACCGUCACCUCGACUAUCGAGAAGGUGUUGGAGCAGGAGACGGCUACCAUCACACCAUCGCUGACGGAACCACUGACCGAGAACAUUUUGGCCACAACGACUCACAUCGACAAGGAGAGCAAUCUGCUGGACUCGAGCAUUGCCACGUUGCCACCGAUUUCGCUCGGCCUCGACACCGAAACGCCGCCACUAGAGACGCUUACGGAAACGUUCAGCACUACUCAGGCCAUGCUCAAGACACACAUUCUGCCCGUGAUCCGUGACGGUGACACUACGAGCUACACGCUCAUCCAGACGUACCACGUGACGCGUUUGGUAACCGCCACCAAGACACUACCACCGAUGGAGCUGUACCACUUCGUACCGUCGCGUACCCUGAACGAGUUCAACAGCCGAUUGGACGAGGCCGGUUCGGAGCUGCAUCUGGAGCUGGAGUUUGGAGAUGACAACGAAAACGACGACGACGAUAAGCCCAAGCGCGAACGACUACCUUCGGAUCUGGACCUAUCGAGCAUCGGCUCCGACUUUGAUCUGUCCGAAGUGGACAAGACAAACAUCCCGGAGAACAUCCGACCGAAGAAGAAGAUCACGGGCAGCAACAAGGAUAACCGUGUCACGACCGAAGCGCCUGUAACGACGCCAGCUCUUACUCCCGAACAGCUACAGCAGCUCGCACUGCUUCGUCUACUCAACCCAGCCGCUGCGGCCCAGAUUCCAUCGGUAAUUACCUCGUCCAAGCCGGUGAUCAAGCUCGAAACCGUGUACGAAUCGCACGUACUUCCCAUCAUCAAUGGUGCGAACACGAUCCUCAGCACGAUUUCCCGCCCGAUCGGCACCAUCACCAAGACGAGCUACGAGGUGGUGACGACAACGCUGCCCACACUGCCGAUCCCACCGAUCCCCCAGCUUAACCCACUGCUGCUCCAACAGCAGCAACAGCAGCAGCAGCAGCAACAGCUCCAGAUCCAAUCGACUCCAGUCGUCACGCAGACGAUCGUCACCGAGACGAACAGCAAGGUGCUGAAGCUCACGUUCGGUGCCAAGACGGCCUACACCACGCUCUACUCGACGACGGUCGUCCCGACGGUGUUGACCACCUACCUGACCCAGUCGGUGUCCGUGCAGCCGACGGCGGCCGCCGCCUUCCCAGGCUUCUUCCCGAACCCCUACGCACCGUUCCCGUUCGUCGGCUAAGGGCGGAAUGCUAGCGUAUAGUAUGCUUGCCUAGUUGGUAGCUUAGGAUAACGAAUUGACUAGAGCGGCUGGAUGACAGUGAGAGUGAGCAGAGACGAUCGCGCGCGAGGGGACGGCAAAUGCUAAUGGAAACGUGAACACAACCCAGGGUGCCGGUCGGUCGGCCAGGAUAAUCUUCUUCGCCAUGAUAAAUUCCGAACGAUACCUAAACCCUUUUCUCCCGGAAUGGCCGGUGACCGUGGCCGGUGGAAUUAUCCAAACGGUGCAACGAAGCUAGCAGGAUAGAGAUAAAAGCCGUCGAGAAGGAUGUGAAAGGUUAAAUGUCCGUGCACAGGAAUCUUGCCACAGUCGUACCCGGAUCCCGUCUCUGUCUCCCCGUCGGCUGAAACGAUGUUUUAGUGUUAUUUGCAUGUUUUUUUUUUUUUCGUUUUCUUGCCGGACCAACCGACUGACGAACCCGAAACCGCGCCGGCCGGACAUAAAAUAUUCCAUUCCGUUUAUGGGGACGAAACAAACGUUCUCCACCCGUUGCUUGCUAUUGUUGUCCUCGGCGCGUGUACAGCGAAUGGAAGAAACGUUUGCCUUAAGAAUAGCAUUAAAUUUAAUUCAAACUAGAGCUCCAUAAUACGGUGAAAAUGUUGUCGAAUAGAGUGAGAAAAGCACACAAAAAAGGAGUGAAAGCAGGAAAGGACUGAUUUUUGAACGAGGGUUAAUGCACCCGCGUUUUUUAAAGGCGUUCACGGGAAGAUCUAAAAGAAACAAAACGUGAAGUGAAGAAAGGUUCCACCACCAAGGUUUUAUUUUAUGCUGGCAAAGGAUAAAACGGUUUAUGACGAAACAAGGGCGCUCGAACGAACGCCGGAGAAGCGACGAGAAAGAUAUUCAAGUGAAAAGUGCAAUCGUUAAAGUUGAAAAGGAAAGUUGGAAAGUUGGAUUAAGGGAAAGCGUCCCGUUUAACUUCUCCUAGGGCGUGCGAAUGUUAGCCGAGUCGCGUAUUCAUAAACGGAUGAUUUUGUAAAUAUUUUAUACGAUUAUCGAACCCAUCGCCAAUCCUGCCGGUGGUGCUGCCGGUCUACUACGGCUAUAAUCCUCGCGCCGGACCGGACAUAAUUCUGCUGUUUUCCUUACCUGCAGUAUUUAGCUCACUUGUCGAAAGAUUCUCGAAGCCACCCUGACCGCUUACCCCCGAAAGCUCAAUCAUGCAAAGUGGUUUCAGUUUUGUUUGUGGCAGUCUCUAUUGUAAAUAGUAAUAUCUUUUUCAUUUUCAACUUGCAGUAUGAAUUUUAAGAACUUUGCGUUACGCUUUAUGGGCGGACAUCAUUCAUGGUGGUGCAAAAAUCUUAUGGCCACUUAACUGUUUUACAGCCUGCACUCGUGAUGCGUAUUUUACAUUCGACCUACCCAAUCGUAAUCGGGUCAGCAAUAUUGGCAUAAACGAUUCGCUACUCAUGACCACUGCAAUUUCGCUGCCCUAGAAAUAGCUAUUAUUUGUAAUCGACCGAAGUGCACAAGAUUCGGUGGAAGGCGACAGAAAAUACUCAGCCCUGCGCAUCGUGACAGCACGACCCGCAUUGGUUCCGACAUGUACGUUAGGUUUAAUGGUUAUUGAUAUUACAUUUUAAACUAGCUUCAUGCGCACUGACAAAACAUUCUGUUCCCCUUUUUUCUGUUUUAAUGUUACAUUAUUUUGUAUUGAUUUACUUCCCUGUCUGUUGUAAAUAAGUUAUAUCUUUUUCCCUGCCUUCAUUAUUUUACGUUCAUACCGUCAAUCACACGAUUGAUUUUGCUAGAUAAUCAAGACGAAUUGUAUUCAUCGAAACAAUUUUUAAUAAAAUAUAUCUAUUGAUA
Molecule: messenger RNA, 7087 nt
Organism: Anopheles stephensi (Asian malaria mosquito)
Lineage: Eukaryota; Metazoa; Arthropoda; Insecta; Diptera; Culicidae
Product: proteoglycan 4
Exons: 11
Coding region: 1304-5239 (1311 amino acids)
Source: RefSeq, a predicted model, not a curated record